This is a messenger RNA of Seriola aureovittata, 9173 nucleotides long. RefSeq names its product clock circadian regulator a (gene clocka). The record is from RefSeq and is a predicted model, not a curated record. Gene Ontology annotation, molecular function: protein dimerization activity; DNA-binding transcription factor activity, RNA polymerase II-specific; E-box binding. The transcript has 23 exons. Bases 514 to 3228 code for a protein of 904 amino acids. Gene Ontology annotation, cellular component: nucleus; CLOCK-BMAL transcription complex; cytoplasm. Gene Ontology annotation, biological process: circadian regulation of gene expression; regulation of transcription by RNA polymerase II. Lineage: Eukaryota; Metazoa; Chordata; Actinopteri; Carangiformes; Carangidae.
UGUGUGUGUUAUCUGGAGUUCAGCGUUAGUUCCCGGCUGGAGGUCCGCCCGCCUCAGCCCUGCGCAGUCAACCGUCAGCAGCGCCACUGGGUGCGGGGAUAUCCCGGUGAAAAGGAAGCCUGUUCCGGGGGGUGAAGGAUUCAGACAAGUCGACCACAGAGCCGCCUGUCAUGAGCUGAAGCGGUUACCUGAUCAACCACCACUCAAAGACAAAAGACUCAGAUGUUGCUGCCAUGUGCCACACUCACGCCCGAAGCAAACGAAAAACUCAGCUCAGCAAAGACCUUUUGGCAGCUUCCUCCCCUCUGAUCGAGGACACCUCCAGCGACUCUCCUCCUCGACUCUCGGAGCUCCACCACCACAGCGUGUCCACUCAGACCCUGCCUUCCUCCAGCAGCACCUCCCUCAUCCUCUCACAGGACUAGCUGUACUGUCAGUAAGGUUCAGUCACAAAUGUCUACCUCACGAUUAAAAGAGCCCUCUCCAACACUGCAACCCUGAACAGGAUACAAAAUGACCUCGAGCAUUGACCGGGAUGAUAGCAGUAUCUUUGAUGGGUUAAUGGAAGAAGAUGAAAAGGACAAAGCAAAACGCGUGUCCCGUAACAACUCUGAGAAGAAGCGCAGAGACCAGUUCAAUGUCCUCAUCAAGGAGCUGGGUACCAUGUUGCCGGGCAACACCCGGAAGAUGGACAAGUCCACCAUUUUGCAGAAGAGCAUCGACUUUCUGCACAAACACAAGGAAAUCGCUGCUCAGUCAGAGUCGACUGAGAUCAGACAAGACUGGAAGCCAUCUUUUCUUAGUAAUGAAGAGUUCACUCAGCUGAUGUUGGAGGCGUUAGAUGGAUUUUUCCUCGCCAUUAUGACCGAUGGGAAUAUAAUCUACGUGUCUGAAGGUGUGACGUCUCUACUAGAGCACUUACCUUCUGAUCUGGUUGAUCAGAACCUGUUGAACUUCCUGCCCGUGGGGGAGCAUUCAGAUGUGUACAAGGCUCUGUCCUCUCAUAUCAUGGAGGGAGAGACGCUGACACCCGAAUAUCUGAAAACAAAAAAUCAGCUAGAGUUCUGUUGCCACAUGCUCCGAGGGACUAUCGACCCCAAAGAGCCCCCAGUGUACGAAUACGUCAAGUUCAUUGGAAACUUCAAGUCCCUGAAUAAUGUGCCUAACUGUGGCCGCAACGGCUUCGAAGGAGUGAUCCAGCGAUCGCUUCACUCUGCCUUUGAAGACAGAGUGUGUCUCAUAGCAACUGUGAGGCUAGCCAAACCACAGUUCAUCAAGGAGAUGUGCACUGUAGACGAGCCCAACGAGGAGUUCACCUCCAGACAUAGUUUAGAGUGGAAAUUUCUCUUCUUGGACCACAGAGCUCCGCCCAUCAUAGGGUACCUCCCAUUCGAGGUGCUGGGUACGUCGGGGUAUGACUACUACCACGUCGAUGACCUGGAGACGCUGGCAAAAUGCCACGAACACUUGAUGCAGUACGGCAAAGGAAAGUCCUGCUACUACAGAUUCCUCACUAAAGGGCAGCAGUGGAUUUGGCUUCAGACCCACUACUACAUCACCUACCACCAGUGGAACUCCAGACCAGAGUUUAUCGUCUGCACACACACUGUUGUGAGUUACGCUGAAGUACGAGCAGAGCAGCGAAGAGAACUUGGGAUUGAAGUAUCACCACCUGAGAUCACACCAGACAAGCAGUCCCAGGAUUCGGGCUCCGAGUCCCAGCUCAACACCUCCAGUCUGAAGGAGGUUUUAGAUCGCUUCGACCACAGCCGGACGCCCUCGGUCUCGUCUCGCAGCUCACGCAAAUCGUCACACACUGCUGUGUCCGACCCGGCCUCGUCACAGAUGAAGCUGCAGGGAGAUAGGAGUACGCCGGGUCGCCAGUCGGUCUCCGCUGUGGAGAUGACGUCGCAGCGGAGAUCAUCUAUCAACAGUCAGCAGCAGUCGAUGAGCUCCCAAAACACAGGACAGAACAUGACUCCGACCAUGGUUUCUCAGCAGCUGCAGCCUCAACAGCAACAACAAGUUCAGAACAGCGGACAAUCAAUGGUGCAGUUCUCCAACCAGUUAGAGGCCAUGCAGCACCUGAAGGAUCAGCUGGAGCAGAGGACCAGGAUGAUCGAGGCCAACAUCCAGCGGCAGCAGGACGAGCUGCGGCAGAUCCAGGAGGAGCUGCAGAGGGUGCAGGGCCAGAGCCUGCAGAUAUUCUUGCAGAAAGGAGCUGGAGGACUGAAUCUCAGCUCUGUUCAGAUGGGCCAGGGGAACGCGAUGCAGCAGGGGGGGACGCUCAGCAUGCAGGGCCAGGUGGUCUCUGCAGGACCUCUGCAGAACAACAUACAGCAACAACAUGCCGUCCAGCCCCAGCCCCAGCAACAAACACUGCUGCGGGAACAGAGCACAGCACUGUCACAGUCUCAGCGAUCGUCUCUCACUCUGCAGCCUCAACAAAAUCCAAUGCCGGUGUCUCUCUACAACACAAUGAUGAUUCCCCAGCAAAGCCCUGCUAACGUGGUCCAGAUUGCCACCACCCUGGCACAGAACACUGGACCCAACACUCCUGCAGUGGCAACGUUUGCACAGGACCGUGGCGCUCAGAUUAGGUUUCCUGCUGGUCCUCAGCUGCUCACCAAGCUAGUGACAGGACAGAUGGCAUGUGGGGCAGUUAUGGUGCCCACAACCAUGUUUAUGGGCCAAGUGGUGACGGCCUUCGCUCCACAGCAGGGCCAGACUCAGACCAUCAGCAUUUCCCAGCAGCCACAACAACAACAACAACAACAACAACAACAACAACAACAACAACAGCAGCAGCAGCAGCAGCAGCAGCAGCAGCAACAGCAGCAGCAGCAGCAACAACAACAACAACAACAGCAGCAACAACAACAACAGCAGCAGGAGCAGCAGGCACAGUCACAGGUCACAGCCAUGCAGUCAGGGCAGGCUCCCCUGGCCCCGCAGCAAACACAGUUCCUACAGGCUCCUCGGCUUCUUCAUGGAAACCAGUCCACCCAGUUGAUCCUGCAGGCAGCGUUCCCUCUGCAGCAGCAGGGUGCUUUCACUGCCACGGCCCAACAGCAGCAGCAGCAGUUACAACAGCAGCAGCAUCAACAUCAUCAACAGCAGCAACAACAGAAGCAGUUACAGCAGCAGAAACAGCAGCUUCAGCAGCAGCAGCUGGCUCCUCUGAGAGCAGACAGUUUGUCUGACCGCUCCUCCUCGCAGCCACAGUAGCUGACUGCAGCCAAUCACAGGCGGAAAGAGCCUAACCCAGGUGUGGGUGUUUUUGUGACGGGGGUCUGAAUAGGAGUUCAGCAUUGAAACGAUGCCUCAGAGGCUCAGAAGUGAGUGGGGAGGUGGGGGGGGCGUGGCUUCCCUCCCCCCACAGGAUCUUUUGCCGUUUGCACUGAACUCCUGAGCACAAAGUGCUGCAGAGAGCCCAGCACCGGGCUCGCUGUGGGCCCGGCAGUCGGCUCCGGUUCUGGGUCAAAGCCUGUUCUUCAAAAAAACAGGGAGCUACGAUCCCUGUAAUGGACCCCCCCAUACCCCUCCCCCAGCCCUCUCCUUGUGUGUUUAGUGUGUGCGUCUGUGUGUGCGUCUGUGUGUGUGUGUGUGUGUGUGUGUGUGUGUGUGUGUGUGUGUGUGUGUGCGCUCUAGUCACCCUCACAGGAUUAUUUUAUGCAGAGCUCUCCAGUGAACGCAGUGAAGCUUCUGUCGGAGCUUCAGGGACGUCCUGCAGAGCUCGUUGUUCUGGAUGUCGUCUCCUAUCCUUGUUUUUCAUGUAAAAAUAAUUAUGGGUAGAAAAUAUUUUUAAGAAUGUGGUGUAGAUUGAACUUUUACUGUACAGAACAUCAUGUGUAAUAUAUAAUGUAAAUAUACUGAAAAAGAAAGAACUAAUAUUUUAUAUGAUGCAUGAAAUGAAAUGUGUAGUCUGUUAUUUGCAGCUUUGAAUUUUCUUUUUUUCUAGUACUCUAAGAAAAAAAGAUCUUAAAAUGCUCAGUGGCUGAUAUUUUCACAGACUUCCUUUCUCCAAGGGGAUGUGUUUGUGUGUCUGCAUAGCAGAGCAGACAAUGUCGAUGCUGCUUGUUGUGUCACAGUUUGUUUAAUCCUUGACCCAUAUUUUCAUAAAACUGUCAGAAUGAAAGACAUGUUUUAAAGUAUUUUUAAGCUUUUUAAGAUGUGCUCAAAUCUGCCACUAAAGACUCUAAAUUCAGCUGGAGUCACAUAUUGUGAAUGAAAUAAAUACGACCAAGGUUAAACUAAACCAAUGCAACAGUUUGCCAGCAUAAUCCUUCAUAUACAUAUUUGUGUAUUUCUAGCACUUCUGCUGAGACGCCUGCGUUGCAUCUGAAGACACUUUCUUCCUUAUAUAAACAUUUAUCCCUUGACAUAUUGACAUUUUACAAGACAUAAAAUCAGUCCUGUUGCUAAUACACUCAGGCUGAACUUGAGCGACAUGAUUGGUGCUAGCAUCAUCUGCAUGCUUCGGCCAUUUAUCUGGGUCAGCAGGGUUCGCAGAGCAGCCCGAGCGUCCUCCUCCACUCACCCCUGCGCCAUCAGUGAGACGGCAGGAGGAGAGAGAGUCCAGUCCUCCUCCAGAGGCCUCAUUUAUUCUCCUUACAACAGCAACAGUUCUCAUCUGCUCUCUGGCUCUGUCAUGCUUUGAUGAAGCAGUCGCACUUUUUAAGUUAAUUCAUCUGAAGCUCAGUUCACUCACUGUCACUUAAAGCUGCAGUUACCUCUCCGGGGGCAAAGCAACACUGAUAUAUUAUGACUCUAAGUUAGUCUAGUGAACUCAUCCACUAGACUGACUUGAGUCGCGUCUCUGGGCCCCUGAUGAAUGUAAAUCCACUGUUCAGUCUCUUUUAGCUCCGUUUUUGGUCUCCACCAACUCCUGAGGGAAAUACCAAUAAAUUAAACUUUAUUAUUCGCUUAUUUAUUACUAUACGGCCAAUUUUACUCUCAGCUGCCGAGCUGCGCAGCACCAGUGCAUUUAACCAUCAGUGUUUUCAGCAUAAACAUCAGGAAAAUUUUGGAAAACCAAAACAAUCAGCUGAAAGUUGCUAAAAUGAGGGAGCAGCACUGACUCAUUCAGCUUUAUUUGUUUAGCGCCAAAUCAGAACUGCUGCAGCGUUGAGCAGUCACAACAGAGCCCGUCUUAAACUGGAGGUUCAUGUUUCCAUGAGCUGUGGUUAUCAGUCGCUGGGACGCCCCUCACUCACUCUGUGCUGUCUGAACACGGGGACCACCCUCCUGUCUGCUCAAUGAAAGUCCUUGUUCUCAAACUCACGAUGACGCUCGGGUUCAGCUGCCUCCUCGCCAUCUGAUCCAGUUCACCAGCAGAUGGUAUGAAGCUGACGGCUCGGCCCGUUCUUCAUCUGAGCUCGGCACGUGGCCACCGGGCCUGAGGAGUCUGGUGACUCCAUGUGCACUUAGAGUGUCCAUGUGUGAAUGUUGUGUUGAUCGUGGGGAAUCCUUCGUGUUUGCACGACAACGUGAGUUUAUUUAAAUCUACUUUUUUGAAUUCUGUCUUUUCUUCUGCAGAGAUGUUGACUCAUCUCGGUUGUUUUCAAUCGUAAAUCGAUCUCAUCUCACAGCCUCAAUCCGAAGCACUGAACGAGUCAAACAUUACUCGUCCACUCUGCAGACUGAGAGUGGUCGUGUUUGGUUUAAGCCUGGCCUUGAGCAGCAAUGGAAAAAUGCUAAUAAUAACUCUCAUUUGUGGCUUACUGCUCGGGGAUACAGUGCUGGACCCAGAGGUUGGUGUGUCUAACAGGUUAAAGUGGCUCAGCCAGACAAGAAACCAGCUCAUGUAACAGCUGCUGUUUUGACUGAUGUGAUCUGGAGACCAGCUCAGUUUGACUGUUUGCUUUUGAUAAGAUCUUCUACCCUCAAUUACCACCUUGGCAUUAAGAUGCUUCACUUUAACCCUCCAGUUGUCAUAAGUUUAAAUCCAUGAAUUCUCAUUUACAUGUUGCUAGCAUCAUAUUCAUGUAACUGGUCUUUUUUUAAAGCUCCACAUUUUCUUCUUCUGUGUUUUAUUUGAAGUGUUGAUCCAUCAGAAGAUAUAAAAACCAUCUCAGUGUAGUUUUACAUCUCCUCUCUCAGUUUUCUAUCUGGAGCUCUAGUAACAACAAGUCGUGAGCCAAUCAGAAGAGAGGAGGCUCUGAGCCUCUCUUCUGAUUGGCUGACUGUUUUCUGAGUGAUCCAAUAAAAAUACAGCAGAUUUCCAGAAGUUCCAGAAGUCCUGACGGCUGGUUUUAAGGCUCAGUUUCUGAAUACAGGCUGUGUGCAUUUCUCUGUGGACUGAGGCUUUGAUACUUUCACAGUAUUAAUAUAGAAGCUAGAGCUGAUCUAUAAUCACACUACACAUGGACACACACCUUUACACUGGAGGAGUUUUAAGUAGACGCCAUGUUGUCACUUCAUGUCUGACCCAUGAGGAGUGUGUGGUUCCCUCUGGAGCUGUUGUGGUUAUAGUUAGCCACAUGCUAUAAUCAGUAUCAGUGUUAUGUUUGAGUGAGUAUGAACACUUGAAUCAUUCAUUUACUCAUCAAUUUUUAAAACUUCAUUUAAGACGUGUGAGGAACUGAGUAUCUUCUUCCUCAGGGUUAUUGAUUUUUGAUUUGGACCCUUUAUUAUUUCUCAACACAAACCUGAUCUCAAACAUUAAGCGGCAGCAGCAGCAGCUCUGUCAUGUUUUAGAUUCACCCACUGCACUCACAAUAUGAUGCCUUCAGCUUUACCAUGAGUUACAUUAUAAUUCAGGACAUAGUGAAGCCGACUGUUCUGGUGAAAACAGGUUCUUUAGAGAGAUAAUGUUCAGUCUCUACAGGAACUAUAAUAAUCCACAUCUCCUGUGACUGUUUACAAUUACUCAGUUAUUUCUUUCAUAGUCCCUGAUACUUGCUCUCUGCUGUCUUGUUUCUGUGCUACAUGAAUCUAUUCAUACAUCACUUCUGUAUCCCUCCCCUGUCUUCAUUUGUGAUGCUGCAACACAUAUCAGUGUUUAAAAAAAAAAAGACACACAACAGUUUCCUGCUGAUCACGUCCCGUGUUUCACAGACCUGAACAGGUGACAUGGUCUUGUGCUGGUGCUGCAUUCAAGGAGCACUGUGGAGUGCGAUCAUAAGUGAUGCAAUAAACCUGAAAGAAUGUAAUUAAAUUUCAUUACCAGGAGUAUUAUGCAUUAGGAGGUGUAGGGCCGUGCGAGACUUUGCACAAUGUACAAAAAGACAACGAGUAAAGAAGAGAACUGAAUUAUUUUUCUGUCAAACGCAGCGGCACUGACUUUAAAUAAAACAUGAAAUUAAAGAUGGAUGUCAAGUUAGAAAUCACGGCUUUAACGCCAAAGGAUCUAAACCAACUGUGACAUACAAACAACGACUGUUGAACCUUUGUCCCUCAGAACGAGCUGGUCACUUGUGAGUUUAUGGUUCUGCAAAGACUCUGGUGUCAGAUUUAAGUUUGAUUCUCUGUGUUCAUAUUGAAUCUUUACCUGCCAGUCAAGUUGUGUCGCUUCAAGCUCGAAAUGGUUGAAAUUGACACGUUUCAAAGCAGAAUGCAGUUUUCAAUUUAAAUACAAAUUACAGAACGUUCAAGGUUUUGGCCUUUUAAGUUAUUGUUAGUCGGUUGUUAAAGACAUGAGGGAAAAUGUUUUGUUAUCCAAAGAGAGGGAGAAUCGAGGAGGCAAGCCUGAAACGAAAGGACACAGUGCAUUGUGUUAAAUGUUGUGUAGUUCUGAUGUACACACUAGAAAAUCUGAAUGUCCAUCAGUGUUUUCUCUCCAUUUUCAUGUUUGUGUGGCGUUUGUGUUUGGCUCAGGAAAUCCACCGCUGCGGUCCACUCCUGCACAGAAACACCUGUCCUUAUUAUCAAAGGGUUAAUCCACUCUAAAUCCUGUCACGCCCCAAUCAGUGAUGGCCAACACCUGCUGUGACAUCACUGACUCAGGUGACACCGGGUAGUGCUUCAAAGUUCUGGUGCCACUUUCUAAUAAAGGUUAAUCAGGUUAAUCAGUUGUAAAAGACAAAAAUCUAUUUAUUUACAACAUAUUAACCAUAUUAAGAGUUAUGGAUUAAACACUGUCAUUAAUCACUUAUUAUAUCAGUGGUUACCAACAUUUAUAGUUAUAUUAUUACCAAAUUGAAAUUUUAUUUUAUUUCUUUAAACAACCUGGAACGCACAAAUGAUUAAUUAUCACUAAUUAAUAUGUUGGUUUAUUAUAUGCCAGAGACUUAUUAUUUCCCAGAACUCAAGUUAACUUCUUCUUAUAUCUUGUUUUAUCUGAUCAAAACUCUAAAAAUAUUCAUUUUACACUGAUGAGAGAAUCAACAAAUCUUCAUAUCUGAGAUUAACAUUUAGGAUGAAUCAAUUAUCAAUUAAGUGGUUACCAAUUUCUUAAUCUAUAAAGCGUUAAUAAAGCUAUUACUUAAUACUUUCUUUGCAAUGGAUGCCUUAUUAGAAAGUGGUAACAAUGUCUUAGUGACUACGCAGUACAUAAACAUUUCAUACACAGUUUGUACUGUUACACACCAUCUGUGGUUGUAAGUGUUUAUUAAUGUAUUUGUCCUCCAUGGUUGGAGGUUAGUUUAUAAAUCGAUAAAUAACAAAAGAGUAAAACACAGAGGUAAUAAUAAAUAUAUCUUCCUAGGAAACUUAGGAAACUAAUAAUGAAUAAUGAAUACUGUACAUUAAUAAACACUUAACCACAUUAUAAACCAUUUCUUUGUGUACUGUUAUAAUUAAAAACACUUUUUAAAUAUAUUUUUGUAAACACAAUAAUAACUGAGUUUCUGUCCCGAUAGAAAAGUUUGAGUUCUCUGUUCUGCAGAUUCACCCCCGACAUGUGAAGAUGUUCAGUUUACAUUUAUAUUCUUCAGCUGAGGCGCAGGGGACACGCUGCUGCUGCCCCCUGCUGUUCAGUCUGAGCUCAAACAUUUUCAGGCUCCAGAGUUGUUGAAUUAAACUCUGCUGUGAAUCAUAGAAAUCAAACUUUUACUUUCUUAAACAUAAUGUGAAAUAAGCCCAGUGGUGAUAAAUAACUCUCUGUAAUGUUUCCACUGCUUCAUUUCUUGAGCCAAACCAUUCAGAAAUCAAAACAUAACAUAACAUUUCAAGGCAAAUGUAUCAUUCGUUUGCUCCCCUUUGAUCUGAAAAUAAAUCCUUAUGAAAUGCUC